AAGAACAUUAAGAUGAAAAAUAAUAUGUCUUAAAACAAAACUGCAUGGAAACAAUAACACUUUCUGAAAACAAGAAAAAAUUUAAAACAUGACAACAGUUUAACAGCUCCAAACAAAAAGAACGUGGUGUGAUUCUUACGGAAGCCGCGUAGCUCCAAAAAAAGAGAGCUGACGCGCAGGUUUCCGCGUUUUGUCGCCGUGAGGAAUCCUAAACGAAGACGAGGUUGAGUAGACUCGUUUUCAUUUUAACCUCCUUCCUGGAAUAUAAAUCGCGGACUCCACUGAGUCCCGUGUGUCGGGAUAUGUAGUCUGACGGACAGAGUCGUAACAAGAAUGCAAAUAUAGUCUAGCGCUUGUCUGGCAAUGUGCUGUUAUUUACACCAUGUAUGUGUUUUGCUGCCAGCGGCAAUCCAACAUGGCGUUUAUUCUUAAAAUAACAGUAAUUUAUCACGUCUGUCUAUCUACGCGAACUCAUUUGAACCUGAAUUCUGGUCAAAACAAAAAAUCAUGCGUUUUUUAACAAACUCUUCUGAAAUUAGUUACAAUUCAAGGUGAAAUGAUGUUAUCUUAGACAGUUUAUCGAUUAUCAUACUCACAUAAUCACGUUUCAUUGAUGCUUUCAGUUUCAACUGUACAUUUAAAAGAUGGAGAUGAUUAUUUUAAAAACAUCUAAUUGGAUAUAAAAAGUGAUUAUUCUAUACCAUCUUUACAUACAAAAAAUGUUAAACUGUAUAAAAUGUAACCCACAUUUUAAUUCAUACACCCAGCUGGUCUCAAUCUUUCGGUCUUGAUCUAAACCGGUGUUUGUCUGGUAGAUGGAGGAGGAGGAGAGAGAUGUGCAGGAUGAGCUUCAGUCCGAUGAGAGAGAAGACAGGACUGUAGAUACUAAAAUUCAGCCAGAAUCUGACAAAAACUCAGAAACUGAGACAACAGAAUACCCAAAUGCUCAAGAUCAUCCAUCAGUCCUUCCAACCACGGACCAUCAGAAAUUCUCUGCAGCUCCUGUGCAAACAGAAAACAUUCUCUUAUUUGACCAAAAUGGACAUUCUUUACCCUAUCAGCGGGUGGUGAUUUUGACAGAACAGAAUGGACAGUUGUAUGGUGUCACACCUCUCACUCUAGAGGGCGCUCAAAUGUUACUACCUCAAGGUGUGUUUUUAGAGAAAGCAAAACCCCAGGCAACUUUUACUUCCAUGAAAGACAGUGAUAGCAGUGGAACUAAUACUUCAUCUACAGUCAUAACACAGAAUGUCACUGAUCCUAAAAUUCAAAGUAAAGGUUCUUCUUAUUUAUUUGGGCCCCCAGUGAAGGCAUUGUCUCCAGGAGCACCAAACUGGGCCUUUAGACUGCGUGAAUGUGAGAAGAUCGGAGACUCGUACCGUGGUUACUGUAACACAGAGGUAGAGAUGGAGGCAAUUCUGCGUCUACAUAAGCAACAGACCCACACUGUGUUUGGCACCCGUCAAUCACCCUCACCUGCAAAACCUGCUACCCGACUCAUGUGGAAAUCCCAGUAUGUGCCCUAUGAUGGCAUUCCUUUUGUUAAUGCAGGCAGCAGAGCCAUUGUGAUGGAAUGCCAAUUUGGUCCACGUAGGAAAGGUGUUCAGCCUAAAAAUGGACCAGAAACACAUCAAAACAUCCAUUACAAAGCAACCUGCCCUGCCAGGAUAUAUAUUAAAAAAGUGCGAAAAUUCCCUGAGUACAAGGUUCCAAUGGAUCCCACAGUGGACAAGAAAGUAGUGCGGCAGGAACAGGAGAAAGCAUUCUUCAACCUCAAGAAGAGCUUGUGGAAUGAUGGAGGGGUUCUGAGAUAUUACAUCCAGCUCCCUACAGAGAAAGCUCAUCUCUACCAUGAUGUGGAGACUGCAAACCUCCCUCCACUUCCAGAACAGAUCAACUUUGCUGAGGAACAACAAAACGGAGAGAACGAUACAGAGGAGGAGGGAAUCGAUGUCAUGCAGGACAUCCAGAUGGAAGACGGAACAUAUGUCCCCUCUCGACUGCACCCACUGGUGGCAGAGAAGAUCUGCGAGUUAGUGGCACAAGGCCAUAACCAGGUUUACACUGUCCGCAAGCAGCUCAGGUACAGGUUCAGCAUUACAUUUUUUAAUUACCUGCAAAAAAAGCGCAUUUAUGAACACCGUGCCAUUUUCGGGUACUUGCAUCAUUCUAGGAAGUUUGUGGAAUGCGAGAUGUUCAAGCCAGAUAAAGUGCCUGAGAGACAUAAUUUGUGUUACUUUCCAACUGUCAAUGACAUCAAGAACCACAUUCAUGAGGCUCAGAAAGCUCUUCAGAUGACAGCAGGAGUUACCUCAGAUACAGAGUGGAAAACAGAUCCUUAUAACCUGAUUCCAGACAAUGUGACAUUGAAUCCUGCUACUGUGGAUGUAUCCUCUCAGAAGGGGGCACUCUUAGAAGGGAUCGACACACUUUCUCCAGAAGCUGUACAUCUCUUUAGCUCUAUGACCUCACUGCAGCCUAAGAUCUUUGCACAGCUCCAGGCUAUCGAGUUCCAACCUGCCCUGUUUCCGGGAGAAUCUACUAAUCAGCAUCCAUCAGCAGCACCAGAACCUCUCCAUCCAACAUGUCCUGCACCACCACAAGCUCUCCUUCUGAGUUCAUCCCAGUUCCUCCAGUUGAAUCCCACCACUGUAGAAAGUAAAGCUCUGUGUGACUCCCCGGCCCUGUUCAGCACGAGUCAGCUGGUGAGUGUGACCUCAGUGACUAAUACUGAAACAGACGGUUCCAUCACACGGAUUCUGCUGGAGGACAGACAGACUAUUCCAGUCCAUAUUGGGGACACAUCUAGUAUAAGUGAGUUGGCAUGUAUAUCUUUAUCAUAAUGUUAAUAUUGUUCAUGACCAUUUAUAUUCAACUAAUUAUUUAAUAAAUUCUUUUGUUUUAAAAUAAUCAUAGAGUGAUGCUGGUAGGUUCAUUGUUCUGUUGUUGUUUGGUUUUGCUCAGCUUUGAGUCCCUCCACGAAUGACACUCAGGUAUAGGUUGAGCCUCAGCAGAGCCGUGAACAGGAUAUAAAUAGACACUUACAAUCAUGAGACGAGAACAGAAAUAAAUGUACACUAUGCCUUUCUCUGUCUGUGUCUGCAAACGGUGCUUCACUGUGAACAUUUUUUAUAACUGGAGGACUGAUUAAUUGAAGUUAUUUCAGUAUUAUGUGAACAUUGUAGUCAUGCAAUGUUAAUUUUUUUGUUUUUUGUUCAUGAUCUCAUUUUGCUAUUUUAAUUUAUUCAAGUGACUUGACUAGGGAUGAAAAUUUAAUAUUGUAUAGUUUGAAGUUAUGUAUGUAAUUAUGUUUUCCACAUAAACAAUUAUGUCAUUUU
Molecule: messenger RNA, 3338 nt
Organism: Triplophysa dalaica
Lineage: Eukaryota; Metazoa; Chordata; Actinopteri; Cypriniformes; Nemacheilidae
Gene: carf
Product: calcium responsive transcription factor
Exons: 12
Coding region: 816-2843 (675 amino acids)
Biological process (GO): regulation of transcription by RNA polymerase II
Cellular component (GO): nucleus
Molecular function (GO): DNA-binding transcription factor activity, RNA polymerase II-specific; RNA polymerase II cis-regulatory region sequence-specific DNA binding
Source: RefSeq, a predicted model, not a curated record